AUGAUACGCGUUUUGACGUUUCUCGCAGACUUAUUCCUAUUGACACAGCUCGUCAUCGCUGGACAGACCCAUGAGUUUAACUUUACCACUGGUUGGGUAUCCAGAAACCCAGACGGGAUGCAAGAAAGAAUGAUGAUCGGGUUCAACGGUGAAUGGCCGAUCCCGGAAAUUCACGUCAAUAAGGGCGAUCGGCUGAUUGUAAGGCUUACAAACGGAUUUGAGGAUCUGCCAACUUCGCUGCAUUUCCAUGGCUUUUUCCACCGUCAGGCAGACGAAAACAUGAACCAGAUGGACGGACCACCUUUGGUCACUCAGUGCCCAAUCAUGCCGGGCGACACGUACGUGUACAACUUCACAAUCGUGAACCAGGUCGGGACCUAUUGGAUUCAUUCGCAUUCGGGCGCCCAGUACACAGACGGGAUGAGAACGGCUUUGAUUGUGCACGAUGAAGACGAACCCUUUGAGUACGACGAGGAAAAAGUGAUUCAAAUCGGCGACCACUACCAUAAGCCCUACUACCAGGUGAUGGACGAAUUUUUGAACAGGUACAAUCCUACCGGCGCUGAGCCAAUCCCACAAAAUAUUCUUUUCAACAACACGGUCAAUGGGUCCAUCAGUUUCGACCCCGACACCGUGUAUCUACUUCGCUUCAUCAACGUGGGCAAUUUCAUUGCCCAAUACGUCUAUCUUGAGGAUCACUAUUUCACCAUCGUUGAAGUCGACGGUGUGUAUGUGAAACACAACACCACAAGUCUUCUGUAUCUGUCGCCUGGCCAGAGAAUGUCCGUGUUGGUGAAAUCGCAGCCACAUGCCGACAAAAAUUACGCGCUCAUGCAAAUUAUGGAUGAAACUAUGCUGGAUUCUGUGCCAACGGACUUGGUUUUGAACCGCACGAAUCAAGUUGUUUACAACUAUAGUGCUCCUGCAGCAAACGAGUACUUCAUCGAUUCCUUCGAAGAGGUUACAAAUGAUUUUUACUUGACACCCUUCUCUGAACGAGAGCUGCUGUCCGAAUAUGACUACCAAAUUUCCCUAGAUAUCAAGAUGGAUAAUUUGGGAGACGGUAAGAACUACGCGUUUUUCAACAAUAUCACAUACGUCGCACCAAAAAUCCCCACGCUGGUAACAGCACUUUCGGCGCCAGAAAAACUGGCCAAAAACCCUGCCAUUUACGGUGACAAUAUCAACCCUUUUGUCCUAGAAUACGGCGAGGUUAUUGAAGUCGUCUUGAACAAUUACGACGAUGGCAGACACCCAUUCCAUUUGCACGGACACAAUUUUCAAAUAGUGCAAAAGUCUCCCAGUUUCUUGGAAAGCUCUUCGGGAAGCGGAGAAUCGGGUGAACCAGUGCCCUACAAUGAAAGUGCACCACUCAUGCCAUAUCCUGAAAUGCCUAUGGAGAGAGACACUGUCGUCGUAGAACCAAACGGCCAUGUUGUGCUGCGUUUUGUUGCCGACAACCCAGGAAUAUGGAUUUUUCACUGUCAUGUGGACUGGCACUUAGAGCAAGGUCUUGCAGCUAUUUUCAUCGAAGCGCCUUUGGUGUUGAGAGAGAAAGAAGUACUUACUGAAAACUUUCAGCAGAUAUGCUCUGCAGGAAAAUUCCCACUUUCGGGAAAUGCCGCAGGACAUGAGGACGAUUGGUUCAAUAUGGCCGGUCUUCCAAGACAGCCAAAACCAUUGCCAAAGGGAUUCACGUUGAAGGGUUACAUUGCAUUUGUCGUUUCUUGCCUUGUGGGACUGUGGGGCCUACUUACAAUCGUACAAUACGGUAUGAGUGAGUCCACUCAGAACGAUAAAGCCAUGUACGAGAACUUGCACAAACUUUUGCAGGAAGCAGGUGAUUCAAAUUAA
This is a messenger RNA of Lachancea meyersii CBS 8951, 1854 nucleotides long. NCBI's taxonomy places the organism in Eukaryota, Fungi, Ascomycota, Saccharomycetes, Saccharomycetales, Saccharomycetaceae. The record is from the annotation of a GenBank genome assembly.